This is a messenger RNA of Oncorhynchus tshawytscha (Chinook salmon), 4010 nucleotides long. Its product is annotated as DENN domain-containing protein 1B. Bases 255 to 2972 code for a protein of 905 amino acids. Gene Ontology annotation, molecular function: guanyl-nucleotide exchange factor activity; phosphatidylinositol phosphate binding. NCBI's taxonomy places the organism in Eukaryota, Metazoa, Chordata, Actinopteri, Salmoniformes, Salmonidae. The record is from RefSeq and is a predicted model, not a curated record. The transcript is spliced from 24 exons. Gene Ontology annotation, biological process: endocytic recycling; endocytosis. Gene Ontology annotation, cellular component: intracellular membrane-bounded organelle; cytosol; nuclear speck.
ACUAAAUCUUUCACAGCCACUUCCUGGUGCUGUUUGUUGUGGAAAUACCGUGGAACUGAAACAGCCAACUGUACAGAUCAGGAACAAGGAAGAAACAUCGCUACUAGCUAGAAUAAAUCUUUGAAGCAUGUGGUGUCAGCGGUAGGUAACAGGCUGAAAGGUUGAACUAGUUACGGACCUCUCGUUGCUUCGGAACGCAAGCUUGGUCUGGAACAGCAAAGCCGGUGGCGCGAGCUGUCGCGAUGUUGUGAACGAUGGACAGCAGAAUAAACGAGUUUCCCGAGAGGACGUUUGAUUUGGUACUACAGGUUGCAUGCCCAACAUCUGAAAAUGAAGAUCCUACCGUGCGGUGGAGCUUCCCCCAGGACUACACAGACCAGGAGGUUCUCCAGACGGUGCCCAAGUUCUGCUUCCCCUUCGAUGUGGAGAGGGUUUCCCAGAGUCCGGUGGGCCAGAACUUUACCUUUGUGCUGACGGACAUCGAGAGCAAGCAGAGGUUUGGCUUCUGCAGACUCACGUCCGGCUGCCGUGUCUGCAUCUGUCUGCUCAGUUAUCUGCCCUGGUUUGAGAUCUAUUACAAGCUCCUGAACACGCUAGCAGAUUACCUAACCACAAACCAGGAGAAUGAGCUGAAUGACAUGCUGAACUCUCUGUACAGUCUGCCGGUGCCAAAGCCCUUCACCCCCGUCAACCUGAGUGUGACCGCACUGUUGCAUAUAGCCACUGGGCAAGUACUGAAAGAUGCACCAAGCAAGCAGCCGCACUCCUACUUCAUAACACCAGAUAUCAACGGCCUGCCCACCAUCCCGGAGAGUAGGAACCUGACAGAGUAUUUUGUGGCGGUGGACGUCAACAACAUGCUACAGCUGUACGCCAGCAUGCUGCACGAACGACGCAUUAUCAUUACCUCAAGCAAGCUUAGCACUUUAACAGCGUGUGUCCACGGUUCAGCUGCCAUGUUGUACCCCAUGUACUGGCAACACAUCUACAUCCCUGUACUGCCUCCACAUCUUCUGGACUACUGCUGUGCCCCCAUGCCAUACCUGGUAGGAGUUCAUCUCAGCCUGCUCGAGAGAGUGCGUAGCAGGUCGUUGGAGGAUGUAGUGAUACUAAACGUUGACACCAACACACUAGAGAGUCCCCAGAAUGACCUGCAGAACCUGCCCAGUGACGUGCUCCACUCUCUGAAGAGUAAGCUGAAGAAGCAGUCGACAGCAACAGGAAGUGGAGUAGCGAGGUCCUUCCUCCGAGCUCAGGCUGCUUUGUUUGGAUCCUACAGAGACGCCCUCCGAUACAAACCUGGAGAGCCAAUCACAUUCUGCGAGGAGAGUUUUGUGGCUCACCGCUCCAGCACCAUGAAACACUUCCUGGAGAUGGCUGUCAACCUGCAGCUCUUCAAACAGUUUAUUGACGGCCGUCUGGCCAAGCUGAACGCGGGAAGAGGCUUCACUGACCUGUUCGAGGAGGAGAUCACUGAGGGAGGUUUCUGUGGAAGUAAUUCCAAGUCUUAUCAACAGUGGGUGCACACCGUCAAGAGAGGCGGAGCGCUGAUCAACACUGCGGUGACCAAGAGAGGCGGAGCGCUGAUCAACACUGCGGUGACCAAGGCCAAGAGUCAUGCCAAGAGGGGCAUUCGCAGGCUUAAACAAAGGGAAGAGGAGGAGGGUAGGCCGAUCUGUUCAGGGUCUCCCACCAGCACCAAGAGUCUUUCGCCAUGGAGAAUGGAGAAGAAGAGACAGCAUUAUGACACCAAGUGUCCCAUGGGAUGUCCUGACUUUGCCAUCGAUGGCGAUGAAGAGGACACUGCCAACAAGAUCUCGUCUGAGGACAGUGGGGAGGUGGCAUCUUACACAGAGGACAGCGACGAAUCCUAUUCGUUGGAGCUGGACACAGACUCCUCCCACACGGGCCAGAUGAACCUAUUGGAGGAGAUCCUGGACUCUCUGAGCACCACCAGCACAGAGCACGGCAAACUCAGCGCCGCCAAGAGCCUGGACUUCAGUUCAAUGGACAACAUCAACUACAAGGCACCAAACACCUCCAACCCCGUCAGUGAGAGCAACCUGCCCCAGGUGUGUACUAGUGGCAGUGGGGUGGUGGGGAGAGGAGGUGUUGGAGGAGGAGAACAGGGAGGGGGCUGGCAGGAUGACGGUGCCCUCCACGGGAAGCACCUGCCCCCCUCCCCACGUAGACAGCCCAGCAAGAGCAGCCUCAAGAGGCAAAAGCAUAUCCUCUCAACAUCCUCUCUACCCGUCCUAGCUCCAGCCUCAGAGCAGGACAACCAAGUCCCCAAUCUCCAGCCCAAGACCCAGGCCCCUCAGACCAAGGCCCAGAAUAAAAUCCAACCUAAUCCCCAGGCCCUUUAUGACACACCCGCUAUCUGUCUCUCUCAGCUCUGUCCAGAGGAGUCUUCGCUCCCCACACCUCCAUCACCAUCCCUGGGAGACCACCACAUCUCAUCCAACCGGUCUCCAGCACCAACUCGUGCCUCCACAUGCAAUCCUCCACUGGCAACACACACACCACCGCUAACCCACACUAGAGAGUCCCCAAACCCCCAGUUGCUCAGCCCUGAGUCCAAACCCCAGACCACCUCCAGCAUCCUGCGGAGGAAGGUGCUGUCCAAGGAAACGAUGAGGCAGUACCAGGACAAGAGUCUCCAGAGGCAGGGCAGCAAGAACCGAGAGAGUCUGGGGGUGAAGGCCAGGCAGCCUUCAGUGCUGGUGCCCUGGGAGAGAGAGAGCCCAGAGGAGAUGGGUCAGGGAGAGGAGCUGGGGCAAGAACAGGACAGGGUCUCAGGGGCAGAGGUCCAGGAGAAAGGACUUCUAGAGGAGAUAGAUUCCAUGUGUCAUCUCGGCUCAGACUUUCAGACCAGCCUACAACUGUCCCAGGUCCACUGCAAAAACAACAACACACAUGAUAAUACCCAUUACAACAACCACAGCCACAGCAAAGCCACAGACAAGUCUUGAGACAGAAGCAGGGACAUGGGAAGGAACAGGGGUGGUUGAGGUAGAAGAUGCCUCUAACCACAGAUCUACAAUCAGACUGCCCUCCUCAAAUCCUAACCACUGAGGGAAGAAAUGCAGAAACAGACCUUGGACCGCAGGAAGUCAAAAACAGACCUUGGACCGCAGGAAGUCAAAAACAGACCAGGAAGUCGCCGUGACGCUGCCAGGCAACUGGAGAUGAUGCGUGUGUUCGCCCUGAUACGACUCUUUGACUUACCCUUGUUUUUCCCCUCUUCCUGCCAAGUUUAGGGGUCUGAGUUGAAGACCGGUCAUCUCGGUUCUCUUUCUAACCUGCUACAGAAUUUAAACAAACCGUCUAAUAAAUGAAACAAAGACUGACCGUGUAAACAAAGACUGACCGUGUAAACAAAGACUGACCGUGUAAACAAAGGGAAAAUAUGUGGUGGAUUUUAACUCACAUGAAAUGGUACAUAUUACUCAUUUACAUGGUACUAAAAGAUGAGUGUGUUUUAGUUAAUAGAGAAGACAUUUAGUUUCCCUCAGAUCUGAAAGUAUUGUAAAGACACAAAGUAACCCCCGCGCCCCCGACCUAAGUAACAGAUCCGUUGUAUAGUUGCCUAACAUGAUGCCUUAAACAGAGCUGUGAUUUGCUUUUGGCACGGCUCAGUCUUAAAAUGUCUUAAUAUAUAUUUAUAGCUGUUACUUCUGGAAAUGUUUGAUCUGCUUAGAUCCACUGUCACAUGUCAUGAAUGUGGAAAAAUGGACAGCUUUUUCACUGCACGUAAAGAUAGUCAAGGUAGUUUAAUAUAUGUUGCUCCGUUUUUGUCUAUUUAGAGAUAUAUGUUUCUCAGGAUGCUCCUGUUUGUCAGGACAUAAAGGAGAAGAGGAGCUGUGUAAACCGAUGAUAGGAAUAAAUAGACAAUCCUCUCUCUCUCUCUUUCUCUCUCUUUCUCUCGGUCUCUCGCUCUCUGUCUGUUUCUCUCAUCUCUCUCUCUCUCUCUCUCUCUCUGUUUCUCUCCAUCUCUCUCUCUCUGUUUC